CCGCGUCCCUCCUUAUCCUCAAACUCCCAUCAUCAUGUCGAGUCAAAACUUUGCAGACGAAGAAGCGGCUUCAAUUCCUACGGUCAAGACUAAACAUCUUCGGGCAUGUUUGCUCUGUUCAUUGGUCAUGUCUGGAGGAGAGUUUCGUGCGCGUGGAUGCCCAAAUUGCGAAGAAAUAUUACAACUGAAACACAGCCCUGACCGCAUAUCAGCAUGCACCUCUGUAUAUUUCGAUGGAUUGAUAUCGAAUAUUGACCCAGAAAAUAGCUGGGUUGCCAAAUGGCAAAGAACUGCGAAUUAUGUUCGAGGAGUUUACGCCGUCCGGGUGAAGGGAAGAAUACCUGAAGACGUAGAAGCCGACUUGGAUGCACGUGGCAUAAAAUAUCGUCCGCGAGACCAGACAGAUGCGGAUUGACCUCAAAUACACCGUUUGUCCGUCACUAUCGCUAUCGUGUUCUAUCGCUUUGUAAGUACGAUAUAACGUCUGGUGCUCAGCUUCAAGUACGCCCUACAUGGCACCGUGAAACACCCUCGACUGCUGAUUCCAAUCAAAACAUUUCGCCAUGAUUCUCGAUUUGUAUUUUUUCUUCUCUGACAAUGAGGCUCCUAGUUCAUGGUUUACGUUUACGUGGUUUUCCGGUACUUAGCAGUCCGUUGAGGUCUGCUCCAAUCAGCUGUUUCAACUUAGAAUUUGGCUCGCUAAUGCAUGUGGACGAAAUAACAUUAUAGUCUAAGAACG
This is a messenger RNA of Marasmius oreades (fairy-ring Marasmius), 739 nucleotides long. RefSeq lists its product as uncharacterized. Lineage: Eukaryota; Fungi; Basidiomycota; Agaricomycetes; Agaricales; Marasmiaceae. The transcript has 3 exons. Gene Ontology annotation, molecular function: zinc ion binding; RNA polymerase II complex binding. Gene Ontology annotation, cellular component: nucleus; DSIF complex. The record is from RefSeq and is a predicted model, not a curated record. Gene Ontology annotation, biological process: chromatin organization; regulation of transcription elongation by RNA polymerase II; mRNA processing. Bases 35 to 415 code for a protein of 126 amino acids.